Molecule: messenger RNA, 879 nt
Organism: Tremella mesenterica DSM 1558
Lineage: Eukaryota; Fungi; Basidiomycota; Tremellomycetes; Tremellales; Tremellaceae
Exons: 1
Coding region: 1-879 (292 amino acids)
Source: RefSeq, a predicted model, not a curated record
AUGAAAUAUUUCAAGUAUGACAACUGGUUGCUUGUGGUGGAAAUACAAACAAUAGCUGAUGAGUCAUACAUUUAUCCAUUGAAAUGUACUCAAUCAGUAGAGACUUAUUCAAGAAAUGAUCGGUGGGGAGGUGAUUCACCGGUGGAUGAUCCGCCGGAAGCUCGUCCACUGCAAGAGAGUCUACCUGGGGCCACCAAGGACUUGGUUAGAACCAUAGAAAGUCUCCCUCAACUGUUGCAACCUGAUCCAGACCUUGAGACCAAGUAUGAAGCAGACCGCUUACUUGAUCUCUAUUGCUCCAUAGUGGAAAUUGAUUAUAAGGUCCAAAGGGUGGUGCAGAACCUGCAUCUGAUACCAGAUACCGGCGCUGUCAGUUGCCUGUCACAGCUUGUCCGAGAGAGCUCUGACUUUCCCCAAAAGAUUUAUGUACCUUCAUGGUAUAACUGUUCAAUUUAUCAUUCACGCUUCAUAGAUCUGGCCAAUGAGAGCUUGAAGUCCAUGCGCGAUGGAUACAAAACCACCGCAAUAGACCAGCUACAGAGUCUACGCUCAACUGGACGAAAUGGACGAAACACUCCAGGGUCUGAAUUAUGCCGUCAUGCCUUCAUGGAGGGGUUAUGCAACGCCUUGUUAUUCACCCACAUUCGAAAUCAGAAAUCAAAUGACAUGUCAUUGUUGUUCACACCCUUGCCAAACAGCAGGCCGAAAUAUUUGCAGGACUCCCCGAGGGUGACUGGAAGUUGCGUGCGACAAUCACAGAGGAAUACGAAGAUGACGAAUAUCUCUGCGGAUACAGCUUUAUCAACUCCGACACACUGUAAAGGUGUGCUUAAGUCACUAUUGGCGUUGAUCACGAAAAUGCCGGACAAAAGUAGAUGA